AUGGCAAGUUGUGCUAUAGCGUUGUGUCAGAAUUAUAGAAGGAAAACUAAAAGUCAAGGCAUCACAUACCAUCGUUUUCCAAGUGAUCCAGAACUUUGUAAGUUAUGGACUAAUCGCUGCAAAAGAGCAGAUAAUUUCAACAUCGAAAAUGCCAGAAUAUGUGCUCUUCAUUUUACACCUGAUGACUACGUACGAGAUCUAAAGGCAGAAUUGCUUGGUUCAACUCCUAAAAGGGUGCUGAAAGCCAAUGCUGUUCCCACUUUACAUCUUCCGUCAUCAUCAUGUGAAAAUAACUCAUCAAUAAAGUAUAUAUGUUGUGCUUCAAAAACUGAACCUAAUCUGGAGAAAACGUUUUCUAACAUGAAUGAGUCAUCUAAAUUUAUGCUAAAAAGGGAUAGAGCAAGCAGGUGUCAGGCUCGGGGAACAAGGAAACGAGCAUUGGAAAAUUUAGCUUCCCUUUCCCCCAAAAAGAAAAAACUACAAGCUGAUAAGAUAGACUGUGUAACUCAGUUUGCAUCCAGUGACACAUCUCAUUUAGUUGAGCGUGUGCAAAUCUUAGAAAAGGAAAAUAAGAGAUUAAAUGUGUUGCAGUCAAUUGAAAAUGCGAAAGAAAAUUAUUUUUACUGA
This is a messenger RNA of Stegodyphus dumicola, 627 nucleotides long. RefSeq lists its product as uncharacterized. The record is from RefSeq and is a predicted model, not a curated record. NCBI's taxonomy places the organism in Eukaryota, Metazoa, Arthropoda, Arachnida, Araneae, Eresidae.